AUGUGGCAGACCAAGGCGCAAAAAUUUGAAAGCCAAGUAUCCCUACUUAAAAAGGCUAACGAUUCUAAUCCAUUCGUUUUUGUUAUUAUUGACGGAGAUGGCGCAGUAUUUCAGGAUGCCCUUCUCAAAAAAGGUGUCGAUGGAGGCGCUGAGGCUGGCUACCUCUUGUGGGCCGAGAUUAAGAAGUAUGUUACCGACGCAUAUCCAGAGUCGGCCAGCGAGGACUGGAGCAUCAUUGUCCAAAUCGUACUGAAUAUGGACGGACUCGCAAAGAAGCUUCAUGCCUCCGGAAUCAUACCUAACAGCACUGUCGAGCGCACUCUCGCCGACUUUGGCCGGGGCUUUGGUCGUUCACAGCCCCUUUUCAGCUUUAUUGAUGUCGGAUCUGGCAAGGAGUCGGCCGACCAUAAGAUCAGGGAGAUGCUACGCGUCAUGGUCCGCGUUACUCAGUGCAAGCAUAUCUUCUUCGGCCCCUGCCACGAUAACGGUUACCUUCCUGUUCUUGAGCCUUACAAGCUGGACCCAAAAGUCCAUCCGCGCCUAACACUUAUUGAGACUACACCCGCUGAGGAGGGGUUUAAACACCUAAACUUCCAUAGGAUUAGCUUCCCUUCGGUUUUCAGAACCGAGAAACUCCCCGACAGGCACACUAUCACGAAUAUGGCUGCAUCCCUCGGUAUCCAACCGUUGCCGCCGCCCUUAGGUCCAAAGCAACAGAACGGCAAUGGCGGCGGCGGUGCUCUGCUGAGGAGUGACACGAACGAAAGCCAGCCUCCUGGCAUUAUGAGCUCACCAUCUAGCGGGGGUGCGCAAACGCCACCGUCAUGGUCCCGUUUGACAAAGUCUACUGCUCCUACCAAGACAAUCGACAUUUCUUCGACCAAGAAACAGGCUUUCCGGAAGUAUUACCUCCUCAAUGCAGAGAGCCAGCGCGUCGAUGAACCGCUUCCGCGAACCGACAUAGCGGCGGAGAAGCGAUUCAAAGAACGCAUGCAGAAAGCUGGCAAUGUUUGCAACGCAUAUCAUCUUCACGGCAAUUGCAAAAACGGAGACGAAUGCAACUACUCCCAUGGCGAGAAGCUUAGUCCAGGAGAACUAGUAGUGCUAAAACAGAAGUCCCGAGGAAUUCCUUGCAGCCAAAUGUCCGACUGCAUCGACGUCACUUGCAUGCUGGGUCACCACUGCCGCUGGCUGAAUAGCUGCGAGCACACCCAUUGCCGCUUUGAGGGCUAUCAUGAUAUUGAUCCUAAACCCCGCCUCAAGGUUUUUGAGGAUGGGAGCACCCAGUCUAUGGCGACGUAG
Molecule: messenger RNA, 1302 nt
Organism: Colletotrichum truncatum
Lineage: Eukaryota; Fungi; Ascomycota; Sordariomycetes; Glomerellales; Glomerellaceae
Product: C-x8-C-x5-C-x3-H type zinc finger protein
Molecular function (GO): metal ion binding
Source: RefSeq, a predicted model, not a curated record